AAUAAGCUGGAAACUGCUAUGUGGCUGUCACGGCUGUUCACUGUAUACUGUUCCAUCAUGUUCAUUCUGCCCCUGCUUGGUCUUAUUUCAUUCCACUAGAUGGCAGCAAGUACUAGGAAAUUUUUUUCCUCUUUCACCUUCCAUCACAGUAUACAGAUCUGAAAUGUUGGGGGUGCACCAACCUGAGUACUGAUGGACCACAUAUUUUGUUCUGAACUUCUGAGACAUAACAUUGGAUUAUUCACCCAAGCAAGCUCACAGAUAAGUAAACAAUGGUUCAUUUUAAAGAAAACAACUUUAGGUCAGAGUUUAUGUAGAUUUCAUGGCUAUUUGGGGCUUACAGAAGCAAUGAUAAGGGCAGACAUGAGACGUUUGUAUUUCUUUUCUUACAGAGAUCAUAUUUCACUUCGUGAUUCUUUUGAUAAACAUUCAAAUUGUGGUGUUAUGACAGCAAAAUAAACUACAUAGUCACAUGCCUGAGAAUGUGAGCUUUAAUUUUAUAUUUAACUUGUCUAUUUAUGUACUAUAUGAAAUGCUUUCAUAUUUAUAUUUCUACAUUAUUGCCUAAAGGUGCUCAUUUGCAACACAGAGACUUUCAGGUCUUAUCUUGUUAUUUUAUGUAACAUAAAUGCAAAAGUGAUAGAGUUCUGAUUCAAUUCAGAUUCUAAGCUUUUAAAUGGUACCACAUAUACCUUACUUUUGGAUCCGGGGACUUUUAUUUUGUAAUCCUAAACUUAUUGGGUCCACAGAGUUGAAGGUUAAUAAGUGAAAAUUUAUCAACAAACUCAAAUGGAUUAAAAAAAAAAGUUCAUGAUAGGUCUUAUGAUUGCUCUUUCUCUGAUCAGGCCCCAAGCAGCUGCUAAUUUCUAUCAGAGGGCGUUGCUGGCAAAUGCAUUGACCAGUGCGCUGCGUCUGCACCAGAGGCUGCCUCACUUUCAGCUGAGCAGAGCCUUCCUGGCCCAGGCCUUACAGGAGGACAGCUGCCACUAUCUCUUAUACUCCCUCAUCCUCGUCAACUCCUACCCUAUCACAAUGAGCAUAUUUCCUGUUUUCCUCUUCUCACUUCUCCAUGCCACCACGUACACUAAAAAAGUUCUUGAUACUUUGGGCCCCAACAGCCUUAUGUUUGUGAGGAACUUUCUGAACAAGCUCACAGCCAAUCAACAAAACAUCCUCAAGUUUAUCGCCUGCAAUGAGAUCUUCUUGAUGCCAGCCACAGUCUUCAUGCUCUUCAGUGGCCAGGGCAGCUUACUUCAGCCAUUCAUUUACUAUCGGUUUCUCACUCUACGCUAUGCCUCCAGGCGCAACCCAUACUGCCGGACUCUGUUCACUGAACUGAGGAUCUUGCUAGAGCAUUUUGUGAUGAAGCCAAGCUGCCCUGCCUUCUUCAGGAGGAUGUGCCUCAACAGCAUUGCCUUCAUCAGCCGCCUUGCCCCCACUGGGGUCUAACUGCUCUCUCUCUCUGAACAUACAAACGCUCACAUACACACAACACACAUACACACCUGUUCUAUAACAGUUCACAAAUUGGGACAGUUUCAAGAUGGACUUAAAAGCAAGAUGGCCAAGUUUGUUUGCUCAGAGAUGGAUGUCCUCCUCUGCACUGAAGGAAUUUGCUAUAUUUGCAGAGACUAUCUGACAGACUGCAUCCAAAACACAAAACAGCCAGAAGACGCAUCUCUGUGUGCAGUUAUCUGUAAAGGUGGUGCAACUGUUUUAUCAGUUCAGUAGAGCAUUUAUAUUGAUACUCAUUUUCCGGGGUAGAGAAGACCCCUUGAGAUAUUUAAUCUUAACUGCUAGGGUAAAUAGAGCUCUAAAUAGCUAGUCUUUCUAAUGAGAUCAUGCCACACUGGGAAAGAGAUUUCAGCUAUUGUUAUACUUGUCUGUCCUUCAGUUUGAUUCCAUUUUAUAUAUAUAUUCUUGCCUGAACACUGUUUUUAUUUUGUCUUGUACUGGAGUACCUUGAAUCUUAAUGUGACCAGUUCCUUUUUUUUUUUUUUCUUUUCUUUUUUUUUGGUGAUCAGGCUGAUCAGAUGACUGAAGUAUUGUCAGAAAUCCAAUCUAUCAAUCUAUAGACAUUUAUUGCCCUAUAGUCAACUGUUAUAUGCCUUCAAUGCUAUUUAUUUUCAUGGCAAGUUGUAAAGAUUAACUCCAUUUCAGAAUUUGUCAGUUAUUUGCUUGUUUAAGGCAUGUUGUCACUAUUUAUUGCCUCUGUGAAUCUGGUCAAUGCAGAUUAAUAAAAUCUAUGAUCAAAGAUUAAAUUGUAGCUAACAUU
Messenger RNA from Myxocyprinus asiaticus (Chinese sucker), 2275 nucleotides. RefSeq names its product transmembrane protein 33 (gene tmem33). The record is from RefSeq and is a predicted model, not a curated record. Bases 811 to 1449 code for a protein of 212 amino acids. The transcript is spliced from 7 exons. NCBI's taxonomy places the organism in Eukaryota, Metazoa, Chordata, Actinopteri, Cypriniformes, Catostomidae. Gene Ontology annotation, biological process: endoplasmic reticulum tubular network organization; membrane organization. Gene Ontology annotation, cellular component: membrane; endoplasmic reticulum.